GGGUCGGUUGGUCGUCGCCGUCUAAGGUGUGCCCUGGGUUUGCCUCGCCGUCGCUGCAGUCCAGUCCCUGCGCCCUCCGCUUUGGCCGCGGCCCAGCCGCUCUCCCUGCCUUCCUCUCAUUAAACAUCCCCCUGCCCCCGCUUUCUGCCGUCGGGGCCCAGGGGCAGGGCUAAUGAUGCCAUCGGAGAGCGGAGCGGAGAGCCGGGACCGGGCGGCUGCACAGGUGGGGACGGCUGCGGCCUCGGAGGUGGCCACAGCGGCCCCGGCAGGCGGCGGCCCCGACCCGGAGGCCUCGUCGGCCUCCCUCGGACGGCACUUGAGUGGGCUGAGCUGGCCCCAGGUGAAGCGGCUGGACGCGCUCCUGAGCGAGCCGAUUCCCAUUCACGGGCGCGGCAACUUCCCCACGCUGAGCGUGCAGCCCCGGCAGAUCGUCCAGGUCGUCCGCAGCAGCCUAGAGGAAAGGGGGCUGCGUGUGCACGGUGUGCGGCUGCACGGUUCGGCUGCUAGCCACGUGCUGCACCCCGAGAGUGGCCUGGGCUACAAGGACCUGGACCUGGUGUUCCGCGUGGACCUGCGCAGCGAGGCAUCCUUCCAGCUUACCAAGGAAGUGGUGCUGGCCUGCCUGCUGGACUUCCUGCCUGCCGGUGUGAGCCGGGCAAAGAUCACGCCCCUGACACUCAAGGAGGCCUACGUGCAGAAGCUGGUAAAAGUGUGCACGGACACGGACCGCUGGAGCCUCAUCUCGUUGUCCAACAAAAGCGGCAAGAACAUGGAGCUCAAGUUCGUGGACUCGGUCAGGCGCCAAUUCGAGUUCAGCAUAGACUCCUUCCAGAUCCUGCUGGACUCCCUGCUGCUCUUCGGCCAGUGCUCAUCCACACCCAUGUCCGAGGCCUUCCACCCGACAGUGACAGGCGAGAGCCUGUACGGGGACUUCGCCGAGGCCCUGGACCACCUGCGGCACCGCGUCAUCGCCACACGCAGCCCCGAGGAGAUCCGCGGGGGCGGCCUCCUCAAGUACUGCCACCUGCUGGUGCGGGGCUUCCGGCCGCGGCCCAGCACCGACGUGGGCGCCCUGCAGCGCUACAUGUGCUCCCGCUUCUUCAUCGACUUCCCGGACCUGGCGGAGCAGCAGCGCACGCUGGAGCGCUACCUGGAGGCCCACUUCAGCGGGGCCGACUCGGCGCGCCGCUACGCCUGCCUGGUGACGCUGCACCGGGUGGUCAACGAGAGCACCGUGUGCCUCAUGAGCCACGAGCGCCGCCAGACGCUGGACCUCAUCGCCACCCUGGCGCUCCAGGCACUGGCUGAGCAGGGCCCGGCGGCCACCGCCGCCCUGGCCUGGCGCCCUCCAGGCCCCGACGGGGUCGUGCCGGCCACUGUCAAUUACUACGUGACCCCCGUGCAGCCUCUACUGGCCCGGGCCCACGCCUCCUAUCCCACCUGGCUGCCUUGUAACUGACUCGGACCCUGGCCAGAAAGGACCAGGCCUCCCCAGAUGGAGUGGGGCCUCCAGCAGUGUGUGGAGGACAUGACCAGAGACAGGCAGCCUGUACCAGGUGGCCCAGCACUGCUGCAGGGCUGGGCCUUCAACUGAAAAGACCAGACUCCCCCGAAUGAGGACCCUGUGGACUUAAGGCCAAGCUGGGGUUCUUGAUAGGUGGACCUUUUGGUUACUGCACCACACCUUGGACCAGCAUGAUUGUAGGGUGCAGGGGCUUUUUGUCUUGGGAGUCAGUUGCCUUCAGCAGACAAAGCAUGUUUGGGAUAGUAGCCACCUCAAUGCCCAUCAUCUCAGGUUGAUUUCUGUGGCCUAGAAAGGGUCUUUUUGGCUAGGGCCAGCCCACAGUGAAACCAGUAGCCUCCAAGGGGCUGCAGACAACAAAAUGGCUAAAAUUGGUAUGUUAGGGGAACUACUCACUUUGGGUUGGGCUGGGCCACUAACAGGGCCUGGUGGUCCAACCUGGCUCAUCACCAGGAGGAGGGAAACUGAGGCAUGAGGCAGAUACCUAAGUUUGGAAAGGGAUAGGUUUAGCCCAGUCCUCUAACACCCAUACCUCGAGCUGUCAUGGUGUGUGGACUCGACAGGAAUCCAGCAGCCUGAGGUGGGACACAGCCCAUGCCCCUUCUGGGGUGCUGCUCCCUUCCCCCUUGUCGUGAGGAGCCCUCCUGCCUGGGAGCUUGUUCUCCGGAGGGCUCUGGGUCCAAAGAGGAAACAAUCAAGUGCUCCCACCCCCACUGGCCUGUUUAUAGGGUUCUUAUGUGGGGGAUGAAAGCCAUGCCCCGCUUCAUUUCCCCUCCCUCUGGAUUUGUUACUAUUUUGCACUCAACACCUGCCAAUAAAGAUCGUCUACACUGA
Messenger RNA from Camelus dromedarius (Arabian camel), 2356 nucleotides. RefSeq names its product terminal nucleotidyltransferase 5B (gene TENT5B). The record is from RefSeq and is a predicted model, not a curated record. Bases 173 to 1459 code for a protein of 428 amino acids. Gene Ontology annotation, molecular function: poly(A) RNA polymerase activity; RNA binding. The transcript is spliced from 2 exons. NCBI's taxonomy places the organism in Eukaryota, Metazoa, Chordata, Mammalia, Artiodactyla, Camelidae. Gene Ontology annotation, biological process: mRNA stabilization.